UACUAAAGUCAACACCGUUUGACAUCGAAAAUGUCAGGUUCAGAACGUUGUGACUCAGUUUCACUAACUCGUUCUGAACUUCAAGGAAGAAGAAGGACAACGUUCUUUGUCAUCGUCCUUCUUCCUGUGGUUAUCGCUGCGGUUCUAUUCCGGCUCGACCCGUUUGAGCCGGUUCUGUUACCAGCACACGAGAUAAGCCGGCCCAACUUAGUGGCUGGCACGCUGGCUCGCAACGACAACAUGCGACGAGGGUCUGAGGUUGUAGGAAAUGGACGCGUGGCGGGGCCGGAAGAUUUAGUUUACGACGUGGCGACGAACGUGGUUUACACGGGGUGUAGGGAUGGUUGGAUCAAGCGAGUCAAGUUGAGUGAUGACUCAGUGAGUGGCUCGGAGGUGGUGGAAGAUUGGGUCAACACCGGUGGAAGACCGCUUGGGGUAGCUUUGGAUCACGGUGGUGCACUCAUUGUUGGCGAUGCCAAUAAGGGUUUGUUGAGAAUUACAAAGGAUAAGAAGGUAGAGGUUCUUACCGAUGAGGUUGAUGGAUUGAAAUUCAAAUUAACGGAUGGUGUUGAUGUAGCAAAAGAUGGUACCAUUUAUUUCACAGAUGCUUCAUACAAAUACUCAUUAAAGGACCACUUCUUAGACUUGUUGGAGGGUAAGCCUCAUGGUAGAUUCAUGAGUUAUGAUCCAACAACAAAGAAAACAAAAGUGCUUCUCCAUAAUCUCUACUUCCCCAAUGGUGUUGCUGUCUCACCAGAUCAGCAAUUUGUCAUCUUCUGUGAAAGUGUUCUGAUGAAAUGCAAGAAAUAUUACAUAGAAGGCCCUAAGAAAGGAAGUGUGGAAAAAUUUUGUGAUAACCUACCUGGCUACCCUGAUAACAUUCAUUAUGAUGAACAAGGCCAAUAUUGGAUUGGUUUAGGCUCGGGAUCAACCUCAGAACUGGAUAUAAUAUUCAAAUAUCCCUUGAUUCGGAAGGCUUUAGGAAUGUUCGCAAAGUAUGUAGUGAAUCCAAAUAUAGCGAAAAAUGGAGGAGUUAUAUCUGUGGAUUUGGAUGGAAAACCAAUUGGUCACUAUUCUGAUCCCAAAUUAGCAUUAGCAAGUGGAAUUAAAAUUGGUGAUCACAUUUAUUGUGGUUCCCUUUCUUAUCCCUUUAUACUACGUCUUGAUGUGAAGCAAUAUCCUGCUAUCAGCUCAUCAUCUUCAAAAAAAUAAAAAUAAAAAAUAAUAUAAGUUAUAUAUAUUAUGCACGUUAUUCAACUUUUUAGUUUUACUAGUGAAUUGUCCGUGCGAUGCACGAAUAUGGUAAGUUUAAUGAAAAUCAUUCACUAUCAAAAUAUUUUUAUGU
Arachis stenosperma is the source of this 1345-nucleotide messenger RNA. Its product is annotated as protein STRICTOSIDINE SYNTHASE-LIKE 7-like. The coding region runs from base 31 to 1212 and encodes 393 amino acids. Gene Ontology annotation, molecular function: strictosidine synthase activity. The record is from RefSeq and is a predicted model, not a curated record. The transcript is spliced from 4 exons. Gene Ontology annotation, biological process: biosynthetic process. Lineage: Eukaryota; Viridiplantae; Streptophyta; Magnoliopsida; Fabales; Fabaceae.